AUGGCAGGAAGACUCCUCAACAAAGUCGCAGUAGUAACAGGCUCCUCCUCCGGCCUGGGCCGCGCCAUAUCCCUCCUGUACGCCAAAGAAGGCGCCUCAGUCAUCUGCUCUGACCUAAAGCCAUCCGCAAACUCCCUCGUUCCCAGCGAAUCAGAUUUCUCCACCCACGAACUAAUCCAAAAGACGGGUGGGAAAUCCAUCUUCGUCAGAGCAGAUGUGUCGAAAGCAGCGGACGUGUCUGGGCUUAUCGCUAAUGCGGUGGAGGCGUUUGGGAGAUUGGAUAUAAUGGUGAAUAAUGCAGGUGUAUCGCUCGAGGCCAAGGACCCGCAACCUAUACACCUGACGUCCGAAUCAACGUGGGAUAUCACGCUCGCCGUGAACGCGAAAUCUGUAUUCCUAGGUUGUAAAUACGCUACGGCUCAGAUGCUGAAACAGCCUCCUCAUGAGUCGGGUGAUAGGGGUUGGAUUGUGAAUAUGUCUUCUAUAAAGGGACUUGUAGGUGGGCCGGAGAACUGUAAGUCUGAUUCCGAGGACUUGGGCUUUAGCUUAGGAAGAGAGAGAAAGCUGAUGAUCAAAGCGAGCUACUGUGCUUCAAAAGGAGCCGUGACUAGUCUGACGAGACAGGUUGCUUGGGAUUACGCUAAACAUCGAAUUCACGUGAACGCAAUAUGUCCCGGCUGUAUAUUCCCCUUGUUCUUUUUCUGUACCAUCAAGAGCAGCAAACUGAUUUCGGUGACGGCGAUUUUCGAGGAGACCACUACGCAUAUGACUCCGCUUGAGGUGCUGGAGGAACGGCAUCCGUUCGGGGGACCGGGUGUACCGAAUGAUAUUGCGAAGAUGGCGGUUGUGCUUGCGAGUGAUGAUGCGAGUUGGGUGACGGGUGUCAAUUUGCCUGUUGAUGGCGGGUAUACUGCUCGUUAA
Molecule: messenger RNA, 921 nt
Organism: Lachnellula hyalina
Lineage: Eukaryota; Fungi; Ascomycota; Leotiomycetes; Helotiales; Lachnaceae
Product: putative oxidoreductase
Exons: 3
Coding region: 1-921 (306 amino acids)
Molecular function (GO): oxidoreductase activity, acting on the CH-OH group of donors, NAD or NADP as acceptor
Source: RefSeq, a predicted model, not a curated record